GCUACAUCAAUUUAGUCCUUUUUCUACGCUGCUUUCCGUGCUCUUUUUCGUAGCUCUCGCCAGGAUCUGGGCUUGGGCCGGGCCGGGGCCGCACCUCUAACAACGGUUUUUACCGCAGCUUGACAGCGAAAAAGGCAGCAGUGGCAAACAAACCACAGGAUACACGGCACGGCGCCCUGCCACUGGCACUAACAGUGGUGAGAAUGAGGGCGGUGCGGGAACAUGUGGAAUUAAGUAACAUCGCUAUAGCCGAAGUGUUCAACUAUUAGAUACCCGUUAUUAAGGUUUAUCCUGCAGUCGCUGAAUGCUUGCAUGAAUGAAUAAGUUGAAUAUGGCGGAAUCCAUCUUAUUGGCAUUCAGACAAUGGUAGUCCGUGAUUGUGACAGUAUUUGGUAGUCUUGAAUUGUGCUGCAAGCCUGUUACAUACAUUUUCGGAAUUCAAUAUACCCUUUUAGAGCUUCGAGAACAGGGUACGAAAAUGGAAUGCCACGCCGUGAACACUCCUUAAUUAAUUUCCAUGCGAAUGCGGGCGCCAUAAGCUGGAAAGGCGCCGCAGGAUGUGUCCAGAGCGGGACCACCGGAGCUAUGCAAACUUAUGGUUUAGGAGGAAGUUGGCGCUGGCCCCCGCCAUGGGCCAGUGUCAGUCGGUUUCUGCACUCGGGACUUACCAGUUUGGCCGUCGACGUCUGCACAAACGGCAUCGGCGUGGACAAGAGCGAUGGGCAACAAAGUUGUGACAUUCACCGAGCAGCAGUUGGAUGACUACCAGGUGGGCAAUACAUCAGAUGUAUUGUUUUGAAGGGAACGACCGUAAUUCUAACUUACAUUUAUUGCCUUUCUCCUCCCAUUUGUUCGGCAAGGAUUGCACGUUCUUCACGCGCAAGGAGAUCCUGCGCGUCCACAAACGGUUUCGUGAGCUACGCCCGGAUUUGGUGCCCCGCCAAAUGACUGAGGGUCAGGCCUCGAGUGUCAAGGUUCCCUGCGAAUGCAUUGAGAAGAUGCCCGAGUUGCGUGAGAAUCCCUUUCGCCGUCGCAUCUGCGAGGCCUUCUCACGCGAUGGCCAGGGCAAUCUGUCGUUUGAGGACUUUCUGGACGCCCUCUCUGUCUUCAGCGAGCAGGCGCCGAGAGACAUUAAAGUUUUCUACGCUUUCAAAAUUUAUGAUUUCGAUCAGGACGGCUUCAUUGGGCACGCCGACCUCAUGUCCUGCCUGACGACAAUGACCAGGAACGAGCUCAGUCCGGAGGAGCACCAGCAGAUUGCCGACAAGGUAAUCGAGGAGGCCGAUGUCGAUGGCGAUGGCAAGCUAUCAAUUUUGGAGUUCGAGCAUGUCAUCCUCCGGGCCCCCGACUUCCUCUCCACCUUCCACAUCAGAAUAUAAAAUUGCCGCUCGUUUGUACUUGUAUUAUUAAAUUGUUUAUGUCUGAGCAUAUCGCAUAAAA
Messenger RNA from Drosophila miranda, 1440 nucleotides. It is a transcript of the gene Cib2, whose product is annotated as calcium and integrin-binding family member 2. The record is from RefSeq and is a predicted model, not a curated record. Gene Ontology annotation, molecular function: calcium ion binding. Bases 759 to 1379 code for a protein of 206 amino acids. NCBI's taxonomy places the organism in Eukaryota, Metazoa, Arthropoda, Insecta, Diptera, Drosophilidae. The transcript is spliced from 4 exons.